Messenger RNA from Vicia villosa (hairy vetch), 4263 nucleotides. RefSeq lists its product as uncharacterized. The transcript has 4 exons. The coding region runs from base 1 to 4263 and encodes 1420 amino acids. The record is from RefSeq and is a predicted model, not a curated record. NCBI's taxonomy places the organism in Eukaryota, Viridiplantae, Streptophyta, Magnoliopsida, Fabales, Fabaceae. Gene Ontology annotation, molecular function: RNA-DNA hybrid ribonuclease activity; nucleic acid binding.
AUGAAGUGCCUUUAUUGGAAUGUGAGAGGUAUUGCUAACUCUCCCACAAAACUAGCUCUAAAAAGACUCAUUCGUGUAAAUAAACCGGACUUUGUUUUCAUCUCUGAACCAUGGAUGGAUGUGAAAGAUUUUCCUUUUAGAUGGCUUCAAAGAUUAGGUCUUAAGCUGUUUGCUGUGAACAAUAGGGAUGGCUUAGAUCCUAAUCUUUGGUGCUGCUGCCUCUUAUCUCUUGAACCUCAAGUGGUUGCUGCCGACUGCCAGCAGGUCUCUUUUACUCUGAAGAUCCAGGACAGGUUUUUUGGUGUGUCUGCUGUUUAUGCUUCUACAAAUCUUGUGAAUCGUAGAUUGCUUUGGCAUAACUUAUCUCAACUCCAAAAUAAUUUCAACCUUCCCUGGGCUUUCAUUGGGGACUUCAACUGCAUAUUGGGGGCUCAUGAACAUAGCGGCUCUAGGUCUCCGGCUAGAACUCCGAUUGAUGAUUUCAAUAAUUGGACGAACCGGAACUCCCUGGUUCAUCUCCCUACCUCUGGUGCCUUUUUCACAUGGAAGAAUGGUCGAAAAGGUGUUAUGCACAUUGAGAGGCGCCUAGAUAGAACAAUCUGCAAUCAAGGUUGGAUUGAUCAUUGGAGUAGCAAUUCCUGCAGAACCCUUUCCCGUAACAAAUCGGAUCACUAUCCUAUUCUUUUUGAGUUUUUGCACAGUCAAGACAAACCGGCCUCUGUUUUUAAAUUUAUGCGCACUUGGGCCUCGCAUCAAGGCUGCGAAGAUCUUAUUACUGAGACUUGGAAAACUAGGGUAGUGGGAUGUCCUAUGUUCAUUCUCCAAAGAAAGCUUCAAAUUCUAAAAUCAAGGCUCAAAGAUUGGAAUAAACACACUUUUGGUAAUGUCCAAGACAAAGUCAAGGAUUCGGAAGACAGUCUCAAGCAAAUUCAGGAUAAGAUAGUGGAAGAUGGCCCCUCGGAUUCGCUGGAGGCUAUGGAGAGAAAUGCUCAGGUUCAGCUAGAUCUUGCUCUUCAAAGAGAAGAGAUUUUUUGGAAGGAAAGAGCCCGUGUCAAAUGGACGGCGGAAGGGGAUAGGAAUACGAAAUAUUUCCACAGGGUUGCCAAGAUUAAGCAAACCACCAAGAAAAUUGCUUGUCUAAAAGUGGACGGGAACAUCAUUACGGAUAGGAAACAAAUUGCGGAGCAUGUGCAAAACACUAAUCUCACCAGGCUGCCAUCAAUGGAGGAGGUUUUUGCAGCCGUAUCGAGCUUGAACAACGAGAGCGCCCCGGGACCGGAUGGUUUCAGCGGUUUCUUUUAUCAAAAAUACUGGAGCAUAAUUAAGGAUGAUGUCUUAGGGGUUGUUCUGCAUUUUUUUAAAGAAGGGUGGAUCACUCCGAAUUAUAACUCCAACACCUUGGUGUUGAUUCCUAAAGUUCCAAAUGCGCUGUCCAUUGAUCAGUACAGGCCUAUUGCGCUGGCGAAUUUCAAACACAAAAUUAUAACCAAAAUCCUGGCGGACAGAUUAGCAGUGUUAAUGCCUUCUCUAAUUUCUAAGGAACAAAGGGCCUUCAUCAAGGGAAGGACGAUUAAAGACUGCAUUUGCGUCACCUCCGAAGCUAUCAAUCUCCUUCCAAACCGGAGCAAGAACGGAAACUUGGCCAUUAAAGUUGACAUAUCUAAGGCAUUCGAUACUCUAAAUUGGGAUUUCUUACUAAAAGUUCUCAAAAGGUUUGGGUUUGAGGAAAAAUUCUGCAACUGGAUUUCUGCUAUUCUUCAUUCUGCGGUCAUUUCUGUCUCGGUUAAUGGUAUGCAGGCAGGUUUUUUUAAUUGUAAAAGUGGAGUGCGUCAGGGUGAUCCGUUAUCGCCGCUUCUUUUUUGCUUAGCCGAAGACGUGCUUAGCAGGGGAAUUUCUAAACUUGUGGAGAAAAAAAAGGUGAAGCUUAUUAAAGCUACUAGGGAUUCGUAUGUGCCUUCGCAUGUUUUAUUCGCGGACGACAUCAUGGUUUUUUGCAAAGGAGACAAAGGGUCAAUUACAAAUCAAAGACAUCUUCAUAUUGCCUCUCGUUUGGGUUUCAAUACGGGACAGGGUCCCUUCACGUAUUUGGGUGCUCCAAUUUUUCGAGGAAGGCCAAAACCGAUCCACUUUCAAGGCAUUGCGGAUAAAAUUCGAAACAAGCUUACGGCAUGGAGAGCUAGCCUUUUAUCUAUUGCUGGCAGAUUAGUGCUUGUCAAAUCUGUUAUGCAAAGCAUGAUGAUCCACACCUUAGUGAUAUAUUCUUGGCCGAUUUCGGUUCUGAAGAGCAUUAAUAGAUGGGCUAGGAAUUUUAUCUGGAGUGGGGAGAUAAACAAGCGAAAAACUGUCACGGUAGCCUGGGACACAUGCUGUCGGCCGUAUGGAGAGGGAGGUUUGGGAAUUCGAUCUCUGGUUUCUUUAAACAACGCUGCCAAUCUGAAGCAGUGCUGGGAUCUUUUUAAUUCGAAGGAGCAGUGGGCAAUUUUGCUUAGGGCCAGAGUUUUGCGGGAUGGCCGAAAGAUCUCGUAUCACAUUUUUUCUUCUUUGUGGAGCAGCUUUAAAGCGUCUUUGGAAGAGGUUAAAGAGAAUUCUUGCUGGUUAAUAGGAAAUGGGGAGAAGAUUAAUUUCUGGUCGGACAAUUGGAAUGGUUCGGUGGUGCUUGAUUCUUUAAACGCUUCCGGAGUUUCAAAUCCGUUCUACAAAGACAAAGUUGUUGUGUAUAUUCAUGAUAGAAAGUGGAGGCUGCCUACUGAUAUUAAGGUAAUGUUUCCUCAACUGGUUUCCCUUCUUGAUCAAGUUCAUUUGUCAGUGGUUCAAACUGUGGACCUCCUGGUUUGGAAACCCGCAACUGACGGCAUUCUAACCUUGAAGCUAGCUUACGACUUCAUCUCCAGCAAAAGCAGCGUUAUAGAUUGGGGGAAACGCAUUUGGAACAAGCUGAUUCCAUCCUCGUACUCCUUACUAUUAUGGAGGUUGCUUCACAAUAAAGUGCCGACAGACGAUAACAUGGCUGUUAGGGGUUUCUAUCUACCUUCUCUUUGCAAUCUGUGUGGUAUUAUGGGAGAAACAGUGGAGCAUUUGUUCUUCAAUUGCUCGUUUGCGGCCAGAUUUUGGCAUUUCUUGUCAGAAUCUUUAUCGUUAUUGUGCAAUUCUAUAGAAGACAUUUGGUCCGUUUACAACAAACUAAUUUCUGAGCAAAGCAAGGUGGUGUGGAUGGCGGCGGUCUCUAGUGUGGUAUCCAUGAUUUGGAAAGCUCGCAACUUAUGUCGGUUCGAGGAUAAAAAAUGCAACUGGUACACCUUACUUUUUGAGGUUAAGAGAGAUGUUAUGUUUGCUGGAAAUUCCACUCAGAAAAAAGGUUCAAAUGCUAUCUUGGAUUUUCAAUUCCUGAAAAGUUUCAAUAUUAAUGUUAACCCUCCUAAAGCUUUCUUGGUCAAGGAAUUCCUUUGGCAUCCUCCUAUUCUGCAUUGGAUUAAAUGUAACACUGAUGGAGCGGCGUCUGGAGAACCACAACGUGCGGCUUGUGGUGGUAUCUAUAGAGAUCAUACCGGUAUGCAUAAGGGAAGUUUUUCCAAAUUUCUAGGUCCAGGUAAUGCUUUUCUAGCAGAGUUAUUUGGAGCCAUUUUGGCGAUUGAGAUUGCUAGACAGAAAAAUUGGAAUAACCUCUGGCUCGAAACGGAUUCCACGCUUGUUGUUCUCGCUUUCUCCAAACCUCAUAUGGUGCCUUGGGCUUUCAGGAGCAGAUGGGAGAAUGUUAUCAACCACACUAAAUCCAUUAACUUUUUGGUCACUCAUAUUUAUCGGGAAGGAAACUACUGUGCGGAUAGGCUUGCUAACAUAGGAUUACAUGUUCAAGGCUUUACCUGGUGGGAUGUUGUUCAUAGGGAAAUUCUUAUGGAGUUUGCUAAAAACUCCAUCGGUCUUCCAAUUUAUAGAUUACAAAUCAUGUCUGUUUGGGCUGUAGUGUUUUUUGAGGAAGGCGAACACAUCAGGGUAUGUCUGAACCCGCAUUGGAAUUUUAGUAGAGUUGUUAAAGCCAUCAACAUUGGGUUUCAACAACUUGACGGUCCUACCCGCAAAGUUAAACAAAUAGAUUAUCAUUGUCCAUACAUAACCUUGACGGAUGCAAGCCCAGAAGGAACCUACAUUUAUUAUUGGGAUCGUGUGAAAAGUGAUGUCGAUGUGGAUCUAAUGUUUUGGACAUACAGUGGAGAAGUUAAUCGAGACGUUCAAGAUCCACUCGUUCUAGCAGUUAUACUUGAGUAG